Ctenopharyngodon idella (grass carp) is the source of this 1994-nucleotide messenger RNA. It is a transcript of the gene msgn1, whose product is annotated as mesogenin 1. Gene Ontology annotation, molecular function: RNA polymerase II cis-regulatory region sequence-specific DNA binding; DNA-binding transcription factor activity, RNA polymerase II-specific; protein dimerization activity. The transcript has a single exon. The record is from RefSeq and is a predicted model, not a curated record. Gene Ontology annotation, cellular component: nucleus. NCBI's taxonomy places the organism in Eukaryota, Metazoa, Chordata, Actinopteri, Cypriniformes, Xenocyprididae. Gene Ontology annotation, biological process: regulation of transcription by RNA polymerase II; mesoderm formation. Bases 602 to 1030 code for a protein of 142 amino acids.
UUUUUAGAAAAUAAAGAAAAGUAAUAUGUUUAUAAUAUAAUAUAUAUUUGAAGGAAAAAAAAAAAAUAUAUAUAUAUAUAUAUAUAUCAAUAUAAACAAUACAAAAUACAGUAUUUUUUAUAGAAAAUAAAUAUAGAAAAUAAUAUAAUGUUCAUAAUAAGUGUGUGUGUGCGUAAAAAAAAAAAAUCCUCCACAAUAUUAACAUUACAUAAUGAAGGCCAUGAUAAGAUAAUUAUUCCACAACGGUUUGAAGAAGUUUAGUUUUUGAAGAUGUAGGUAAAGGUGCCUUUUCCCAAUUAAACGAUAUGUUAAUUAAAAGCGCAGUAUCUGUGAAGUUUGUGUGAUUCACUGCGCUCGUCUGAUCGCAUCAAUCCGCUAAUUGUCGUCGUGUCGACUUAAAGAGUCAUUUCCCACAAAAGGGAAUCUAAUUAUUUUCUUUUCACUUACACAUUAUCCGCCAACAUCACCUUAUUCGCACCCGGGUGGCAAGCGCGCGUCCGUCUUGUGCGCAGGCGCGCGUCUCUUUGAACCUCGCGCUCGUAAAGUUCUGGGGUAUAAAAGCGACGUUCUGCCACACUGGGUGGAAAAGCUGAACGAGGAUAUGGCGCAGGUUGAUGUCGAUGUGUUCACGGCGAAAGUUUUGUCCCAGUGGGACUGGAGCAGGGAGGACAGGACGUUUGGCGACUGCAGCGCGUCCUCGCCGGAGUCCGAGUCGUUCGACUCCGUGUGCUCGUCACCGGACGCGCGCUCCAGCAGCGGAGGAUGUGAGGCGUACGGACAAAAACACUCCGAGCAGCAAAAGCCCAAAGUGAAGAUGAGCGUGAAGAGGAGGAUGAAGGCCAGCGAGCGCGAGAAGCUGCGCAUGCGGAGUCUGGCGGAGGCGCUGCAUCAGCUCCGGGAUUACCUGCCGCCGGUGUACAGCAGGAGAGGACAGCCGCUCACCAAGAUCCAGACCCUCAAAUACACCAUCCAGUACAUCAAAGAACUCUCCAGCAUCCUCGAGCAGCAAGAAGGACAUGCGCGGAUUUGAUGGGAGCAGAGGUUCUGCAGAAGAACCUUUCGGUGAACUGUUCUUAAAGAGGAACCAUAUUUUCUUAGUGUGAAGAACGCUUUUCCACUAUUAAGAACCUUUUGUGCAAUGGAAAGAUGUUAAAAGUUCUUUGUGGAACCAUCCAGCUGACAUGAAACGUUCCCACAACGUUUGUUUAAAUGUUAAGAUAAAAUGUUCUUUAAAUAACAUUAUCUCUUAAAGGGACAGUGCACCAAAAAAAUUAUUGUCAUUUACUCACCCUCAAGUUGUUCCAAACCUGUAUGACUUUUUUUUCUUCUGCUGAACACAAAAGAAGAUAUUUUGAAGAAUGUGGGUAACCAAACAGUUGUGGGGCACCAUUGAAUUCCAUAGUAUAUAUAUAUAUAAAAAAAAAACUGUUUGGUUACCCACAUUCUUCAAAAUAUCGUCUUUUGUGUUCAGCAGAAGAAAGAAAUUCAUACAGGUUUGGAACAAUAAAUUUUGACAGAAUUUUAUUUUAUUUAUUUUUUUGGUGCACUGUCCCUUUAACGUUGUGAGAAAACAUUCAGAGAACAUUUGUAGAACAUCCUUAUGAUGUUAUUUGUACUUGACAAAUGUUAACAUUAACCUUCUAGAAAUAUUACAAAUGAAUGUUCAACGAAUGUGAGCAAAAGGUUUGGAGAAUGUUGUAUUAUAACAUUUCAAACAACGUUCUAAUCACAACGUUUUAAAAACAUUGCAAAUCACUGUUUUUAGAACAUACAUCCGAUGCUGAUAGAGAAUCUUUAUUUUUGCAGCUGAUUUUGAUUUUAGGCUGCUGUUGUACAGACUUUAUUUUUUCUGUUUGUUUGUUGUUUAUCCACUCUCGUGUUUUUCUGAUGUAAAUAUUUCUUGCUGAAGCUCGAGUGGAGUGUCUCUGUCUAAUAUUAAGAGUGUCUUUUAAAGUUAAAAUUUAAAAUAGCUGAAUAAACGUCUUGUUCGUGCA